AUGUUCGAAUUUGGAAAGUUCAACACCCAGAAGAUCCUACAAAUGUUCGAGAGACAACCGAAACAUACCCAAGCUGUUAACGCCACGCGUUUCGACCAGACCGGGGAUUAUUUGGCAACAGCAGGUGAUGACGGGUUACUAAUCAUUUGGAUACUAGCUGAGGAGGUGAUACAAGAUUUUGGGAAUCAAGACGAUGAACUCAAGGAGAGCUGGAUUGUGAACAAGGUAUUCCAUACCAAUUCGGAGGUAUAUGAUAUCAGCUGGUCGCCAGACUCCAGUGGUGUUAAGACGGUUUCAUAUGAGCCUCAGCAAGAAACUCAAGCAAAUGCGCCAGAAGCGCCACUAUCAGUCAAUGGUAACAAUCAAAGUACGCAUGAGGGAAAGAUCGCCAAUCUUUACCACCCUGAAUCGCUACAAUCCUUCUUCCGGCGACUCGCCUUCUCCCCCGAUGGAAGUCUCCUUCUCACUCCACUGGGGUUAUUAAAAGAAGGAUCCCGUGAAGAAGAGGACCCCGAAGUGGUUCACCACACAGUCUAUGUCCAUACUCGCGCAGCGUUGUCUAACCCACCAGUGUGCUAUCUUUCAGGCUUCGAUAAACCAGCUAUAGCAGUAAGAUUCAGUCCAAUCUUGUACAAAUCAGACUUGGACACUUCAGAACUUGUGUUUGACCUACCACACAAGAUGAUAUUCGCUGUUGCGACGCAAAAUUCCGUGAUCGUUUACGACACUGAGCAUUUUAAACCCCUCGGUCUUCUGAAAAACCUACAUUAUUCAACCAUCACUGAUAUUACCUGGUCUUCAGAUGGCAACAGCAUAAUCAUCACUUCUGCCGAGGGCUUCUGUUCCAUAAUGUUACUUUCAGAUGGAAUUCUCGGUACUCCGUUGCAGGUUCAAGAAAAGAAGAAUGAUGGGAAGUCAAAUGGCCAAAUGUCUCGAUCUACUGUGAUUGAAAUCAAUAGUGACGAAGGACUCACCAUUGGCGGAAAUCUGACAACCAAGCCAACAGACAAUAAUGCUUCCUUAGUUUCUGCCCAGUCUUGCGCUGAGGCAAGAGAAUCAGAAAGCACGACUAAUCAAUCCAGCACACCAAGUCAGACAAGCUUCUUGUCACAAUUUGUGGAGCCACCGAUUGAUGAGUCGUAUGAAGAUAGGCAGCAAAGUCCGUCACUGCUAAACCAGACACCAGACACCAUAUGUAAGAGAAGACGGUUACAGCCUACACAAAUUUCCACGAUUUGA
Messenger RNA from Candidozyma duobushaemuli, 1239 nucleotides. It is a transcript of the gene CAC2, whose product is annotated as Cac2p. The record is from RefSeq and is a predicted model, not a curated record. The transcript is spliced from 3 exons. Gene Ontology annotation, biological process: DNA replication-dependent chromatin assembly; nucleosome assembly. Gene Ontology annotation, molecular function: protein binding. Gene Ontology annotation, cellular component: nucleus; CAF-1 complex. The coding region runs from base 1 to 1239 and encodes 412 amino acids. Lineage: Eukaryota; Fungi; Ascomycota; Pichiomycetes; Serinales; Metschnikowiaceae.